Messenger RNA from Cephus cinctus (wheat stem sawfly), 4057 nucleotides. Its product is annotated as pyruvate dehydrogenase phosphatase regulatory subunit, mitochondrial. The transcript has 12 exons. Gene Ontology annotation, cellular component: mitochondrial matrix; mitochondrion; cytoplasm. The coding region runs from base 240 to 2978 and encodes 912 amino acids. Gene Ontology annotation, molecular function: oxidoreductase activity; protein binding. Lineage: Eukaryota; Metazoa; Arthropoda; Insecta; Hymenoptera; Cephidae. The record is from RefSeq and is a predicted model, not a curated record.
UAAUAAUUUAUAAGUAAUGUUAUACGAGUUUAUAUAACUUGACAUAUAUCGACAGAAAAUAGCUUCUCUGAAAGUUUGCCAUUGUUGUCGAAGAUAUUUAUUUUCUAAAUUAACAAGUCUGUCGAGACUAGUCCAGUUACGCCGAACGUCAUCAGAUAACCAUUAUUCAGCAAAGUUUGAACUGGUUUGAACUGAUUGAUUGUUAAACAUCUUCCAAAUAAGAUACAAUAUAUUUUUGAAUGUUAAGACAAUUUUGCCCAGGAUGCAGUCGGUUACCAUUCUUAGCAAAAGAGAAUUAUAGCAUAAGAAAAAUAUCAGUGCCACAAGACCUAACCUACAAUAUAAAUUAUAAAUAUGGGACUGAUAUUACAACCAAAAGAAAUGUUGAAAAAGAAUUUCCAUCUCCUGGGAAAUCAAUUCUCCCUUCACAAUCUCAAGUUGUCAUUGCUGGUGCUGGUACUGUUGCUAAUUCUGUUGCGUAUCAUCUUACUAUCAAUGGAUGUAAUGACGUACUUGUAUUGGAGCAAGGACGGAUUGGCAGUGGAACAUCACAUUUUGGCUCGGGCACUCUUGGAUUAUUCAAACCUAUCUCUCACAGGAACCUCAUUUCAUACAGUAUAAAACUGUAUCGUCAGUUACAAGAGAUGGGUUACGAUAUUGGAUUGCGAGAAUGUGGAAGUAUAAACUUGGCACAAACAAAAGACAGAAUGACAGCCCUAAAACGGAGAAUAGCAUAUAAUGUUCCUACUGGUUUACACUGUGAAAUUCUUGGGAAAAAAGAUUUAAAAAAACUUCAUCCAUAUUUGCAUGUGGAUGACUUAGAAGGUGCAGUCUGGGUGCCAGAAGAUGCAGUGGCCAAUUCUAGUGCAAUUUGCGAUAUUUUAGCAAAAUUAGCACGACAAGGUGGAGCACAGUAUCGGGAAAAUUGUCGAAUCCUAGAAGUCUCCACAGAUAAUGGUGCUGUAAAAUAUGUAAAAACUGAAAGUGGAACUGUCCUCUGCGAAUAUUUUAUAAAUUGUGCCGGAAUGUGGGCUCGAGAGUUAGGAUUGCGGUGCAAUCCACCAGUACGAAUUCCUGCAUAUCCGGCUGAACACUUUUAUGCUACAACCGCACCGUUUACACCAGAGUUAAGUUCCGAUUUACCCUGCAUACGAGAUUUUGAUUCUCACUCAUAUAUGAGACAGUGGCAAGGUGGUUUAAUGGCUGGCUGGUUCGAACGUGAAGCACGACCUGCUUUUGAAAAUGGUAAUGUCCCAGCAAAAGAUUGGACAGGCCAAUUAAAAACUGACAAAGCACAUUGGAAACCAUUAUGGGAAAAAGUUGUGCAUCGGUUACCUAUUUUAAAAGACAUUAAAGAACCCACAGUGUAUAAUUGUCCAGAUAACUUUACACCAGAUGGCAGAUGUAUAUUAGGAGAGAGUCCUGAAGUAAAAAAUUAUUUCGUUGCAGUGGGAAUGAAUGGUAAUUCUUUACAAGGCGCUGGUGGAAUAGGAAAAGAAAUCGCGGAAUGGUUGAUUAACGGUGAACCAACACAAGAAUUAUUACCAUUUAAUAUUCAACGAUUUUUGGAUCUUCACAACAAUAAACAAUAUCUUCAACAAAGAGUCAAAGAAGUUGUUGGGAGGAAUUAUGCCAUUUUAUAUCCGCAUCAAUGCGAAUACAAAUAUGCUCGCAAAUUACGCUGCUCGCCACUUUACUCUGUAUUGGAAGAACGAGGUGCUGUUUUUGGUAUUAAAAUGGCUUACGAGAGAGCACUUUAUUUUGAUUCAACUUAUAGACGUGGACAGAAAAAACCAGUCAUGCCACCGGGUAGUUUCUACAAACCUAAAUUUUUUGACUUUAUGAAAGAAGAAUUUCAUGCAUGCCGUGAAGGAGUUGGUAUAAUAGAUAUGAGCUCCUUCUCAAAAAUUGAAAUUAAGUCUACUCGUUGGGAAGUCAUGAAUUAUCUACAACAAUUAUGUUCAAAUGACGUUAAUAUCCCAGUGGGUGGUAUAGCGCAUACGGGAAUGCAAAAUGAAAGAGGUGGCUAUGAGAAUGACUGCAUGCUUGUUCGUAAAGCAGAGAAUAGUUACUUCAUGGUAUCACCAACUUCGCAGCAAACUCGAAUUUAUCAAUGGAUGUCCAGACAUUUACCGUCGGAUCAUUCAGUAGGUCUUAAUGACGUUACCUCAAAGUAUACAGUAAUCAAUGUAGUCGGUCCGAAAGCUACAGAAUUACUUUCUGAAUUUUCAAAUUCGGAUAUCGAUCUUACCGCUUUUACUUACAAGUCAGUAAACGUUGGCUAUGCAUCAGAUGUCAUGGUAAUGGCAUUCACUCACACUGGUGAACCAGGUUAUUGCCUUUAUAUACCAUCAGAAUAUGCUCUUCACGUAUAUUCUACUUUAAUGGAGGUAGGCAGGGAUUAUGGUGCACGUGACGUCGGAGUACUGACGCAACGAUUUAUGAGAAUAGAAAGAUUCAUCCCCUUUUGGGGAGAAGAACUCACCCCUUACGUUACUCCCUACGAAGCUGGAAAUGGAUAUAGCGUUAAACUGGAUAAAGAAUACUUUAUUGGGAAAUUUGCUCUUCAACGUCAGAAGGAACAAGGAGUGACUAAAAGACUUGUUUUAUUUGUUCUUAAUGAUCUUGAUGUAAAUAAGGACGUUUGGGCCUGGGGUGGUGAACCAGUGUAUCGUGAUGGUGAAUAUGUUGGAACGGUUACAUCUGCAGGAUAUGGAUUUGGAAUCGAUAAACUCGUUUGCUUGGGUUUCAUUGGUUCUCCUGGUGCAAGAUAUUCACAUGGAGACUCUAAUGCAUCCGUAAUUACUAUUGAAUAUGUAAUGGAUCCUAAUGCCCGAUAUGAAAUCGAUAUUGCUGGCAAUCGAUUUCCCGCUGAACCACACUUUUACGCUUUGCCGAUCCCAGUCUUCAACAGUAAAAUUCACAAAAAAUAUAUUCCUACUCCAGUAGUUUCAUACCAAAGUGAUGUGUCCCGUUGAACACCUUGUUUUAUGUUUGUUUAGCUGUCAUCUGUAUUUUUAGUUUCUUUGUUGCUCACAAUCUAAUAUUUAUUUCGCAUUUUUGUUUUUUAGUUAUUGAAAUCUCAUGGUAUCAUUGAAAUCUUAUAGUAUUUUAUUUUAUACAUAGCGUAUUUUUACAGUACGCAUGACUGCUUGUGCUGUGAUGAAUUAUUAUAUACAAUGGAUUGAGGCAAUUAUUCGUAAAGCAUCGUCUUUAUGUUUUAUUUUAGUGUGUAUUUAUUUGAACAAAUAUUGUUGAAGGUUGCCAAAAAUAUAAUGGAGAGUUGUUGAAGUUUUGUUAUUAAAAUUAUGAUACUUGUACAAUUAAACUCUUUAAUCGGGUAAUGGUACAAAUUUAGGGUUUGUUUUUAGGUUGUAACACCUAAUCUAGGUUAUAAUUCCUAAUUUUGUUUCAUAUAUUUCACAGUAACUAAAUCUUCGUCUCUCCAAACUUUAAACAUGAUUUGCCGUAUAGUUUCUGUAAUAUAAAAAGUCUAUAAGUGUCUAUUUCCACUAUAAAGAAAUAAUCAACCUAUAAAAAUAAAUAACUUGAAAAUUCAAUAUCCUAAUAUUUGUACGGUAGAACGUAAUGAUUUCUGGUUGGAAUGUUGAGAUUACCAUAUACAUAUAUUCGCUCAUUUAUUUUUGAACGUAAAAUCUUGAAGUUGUUCACUGCCUGUUUAAUCCGUGAUUCCCUAUUACUAUUAUAAUUGUGAUUACUGAACCACGUUAACCGGCUUCUUUCAAUACUGCAUACAAUAAAUACAAAAUAUUUAAACAUAAGGAUACACAUUGAAUGUAAAGGGUUUCACGCCGACUUGAAGAAAUGCGGUAGCAUAAUUAAUAUUAACAUUGCUGAAUAUAAUAACUUUUCAGUAUGUGAAAGGAAUCUCCUAUAUAUAAAUCUUUCAAAAUUUUCAAGAUUUUAACAUCAGAGUAGGUUUCAAUUUGUAAUAAUAAUUUUUGUAAAUUGUCACGUGCAAACCGAUAAUAUAUGCAAAUACGUAUAUCACGUAUAUAGAUGUUAUUCGAAUUGAAUAAAAAUUGUGAUUGUUUAA